AAGAAACCAGUUGGUAAAACACAAUCAUAGGCUGGCAGGAAUUCCGUGACUAUUUGUCACUCCUUCCAAAGAGGAGAAAAAACAGUUGGUGGCAGAUAUUCAGUGCCAUCAAGUACCCAGAAGAGAGAUUAAAUACCUUUUUCUCCAUGCCAGGACACUCAGAGUUUUACUUCAAUGUGGACCAUGGCUACUUGGAGGGUCUGGUCCGGGGGUUCAAAGCUGGGAUCUUGACAAGUGCGGACUAUGUCAAUUUAGCACAGUGUGAGACACUAGAAGAUCUGAAGUUACAUCUACAGACUACAGACUAUGGCAACUUCUUGGCUAAUGAAACUGGUCCUCUCACUGUUUCCACCAUCGAUGAGAAACUGAAAACAAAACUACUGACAGAAUUUCAUUACUUUAGAAACCAUGCUUUUGAACCUCUUACCACUUUUCUGAAUUUUGUCACAUACAGCUAUAUGAUUGACAAUGUAAUUCUUUUAAUAACUGGAACAUUACAUCAACGACCCAUAGCUGAACUUGUUCCCAAGUGCCAUCCAUUGGGGAGCUUUGAGCAGAUGGAAGCAGUCAGCAUUGCCUCAAACCCCACUGAACUCUUCAAUGCAAUUUUGGUUGAUACACCAUUAGCUGCUUUUUUUCAAGACUGCCUGUCUGAAAACGACCUGGAUGAAAUGAACAUUGAAAUAAUGCGCAACAAACUGUACAAGUCUUACCUCGAGGCAUUUUAUAAGUUUUGUGAAAAACAAGGUGGUACUACAGCAGAAAUAAUGAGACCUAUUCUUGAGUUUGAGGCAGACAGACGUGCCUUUAUCAUCACCAUUAAUUCAUUUGGCACUGAGCUGAGUAAAGAUGACCGAGAGAAGCUGUAUCCAACCUGUGGAAAACUUUAUCCAGAAGGCUUACACCUGCUGGCCAAUGCAGAUGACUACGAGCAAGUGAAGUGUGUUGCAGAAUACUAUGCAGAAUACAAGGCUGUGUUUGAAGGUGUAGGGAGUGGCACUGGAGAAAAGACAUUGGAAGACGCAUUUUUUGAACAUGAGGUAAAGCUGAAUGUGCUUGCAUUCAACAACCAGUUUCAUUUUGGAGUAUUUUAUGCCUAUGUGAAGUUAAAGGAACAAGAAUGCAGGAAUAUUGUAUGGAUUGCUGAAUGCAUUUCUCAGAGACACAGAACUAAAAUUAAUAACUACAUUCCAAUUUUCUAAAUCUGAGAAUCUAUAAUGCUUGAAAGGAUGCAUAAUUUCAU
Molecule: messenger RNA, 1243 nt
Organism: Ficedula albicollis (Collared flycatcher)
Lineage: Eukaryota; Metazoa; Chordata; Aves; Passeriformes; Muscicapidae
Gene: ATP6V0D2
Product: ATPase H+ transporting V0 subunit d2
Exons: 8
Coding region: 147-1202 (351 amino acids)
Biological process (GO): vacuolar acidification; vacuolar transport; proton transmembrane transport
Cellular component (GO): plasma membrane proton-transporting V-type ATPase complex; proton-transporting V-type ATPase, V0 domain; early endosome
Molecular function (GO): proton-transporting ATPase activity, rotational mechanism
Source: RefSeq, a predicted model, not a curated record